This is a messenger RNA of Electrophorus electricus (electric eel), 1772 nucleotides long. RefSeq names its product leukocyte receptor cluster (LRC) member 1 (gene leng1). NCBI's taxonomy places the organism in Eukaryota, Metazoa, Chordata, Actinopteri, Gymnotiformes, Gymnotidae. The record is from RefSeq and is a predicted model, not a curated record.
GUGAGGUUACUUCCGUUAUUUACUUGUCUCGGUUCCAAAGUCCUGGAGAAUGUUUAUUUAAAAUAGUUUAAAUUAGCCCGUGUACGCCUUUGGAGAAUAUGCGUAAAGGACGUUGAAGCAGCUUUGGAGUGAAUCCGUAAGACAUCAUUUAUACGCGUCAGAUCUGAAGAUUGGUGUUCGCUUACUAGCUAGAUGGUUAGCAAGCUAAACUACUGUGCUAAGAACGAAGCUUUUGCUAGCUAGCGUCUUUCGUGUUGGGAUUUUUGAAGAUCGGUGUCUAGGUUUUGACCGUUUUAGAAGUAGUAGUUUUGUAUUGAGGAUUUGAAAUGAAUAUUUUACCCAAGAAGAGUUGGCAUGUGCGCAAUAAGGACAACAUUGCGCGCGUGCGUCGAGACGAAGCUCUUGCAGCCGAGGAGGCAAGCGAAAUUCAGCGGCGCGUGGAGCGCGCGGAGCAAGAGGCUCGGACAGAUUAUUUGAGGAAGAAGUCCCGCACGGCCCUCGAGCAGAAAGGGGGAUGGUGUCUGGAAGGAGAACAGAGUAGAGGCUCGGAGGAGAUUGAACAUCUGAAUCUGUUUCCUUUGGAGGAGGCCUCAGAAAAGAAAGGCAAUGCAGAGUAUGCCAAAGAGAAGCAAGAAGAGAAGGAAAAACAAGAGCGUGCCAUUGGCCUGUUAGUGUCUCUUGGCCCUGCCCCCGGUACGGAAGCCACGCCCUGGUAUCUGAAAGAUCGACGGGAGAGAGAAAAGGAGAAAGAGGAUGAGAGAGACAGGAAGGAGAAGGGCAAAAGAAAGAGCAUGACUGAGGAGGAGAAGGAGAAGAAAGACCGUAAACUGAAGGAGAGGCUUGACCCCCUGAUGGAUAUGAGAAAAGCCUUGGCAGUGAAAGAUGGAAAGGAGAAAAAACACAAGAAGAAGGAAAAAAGAGAUGGACCCAAAAAGAAGACAGGAGAAAGCUCGAUGGAAAGGUUGCGAGCAGAGCGGCUACAGAGGGAGGUGGAGGAGAAGCGGCGCUCCCAGGCAUUUCUGGACCAGAGGAGUGGGCUGGGGAAGGAGAGGGAGGUGGAGCGGGAGCUGGGGGACCGGGAGAGGCCCUACAACAGCGCCUACUUCCCCGAGCUAGCACGCAAGAGGCAGAGGAGGGACCGAGACCGGUACAGCUUCUUUUAGCUGUCGCACAGGCCAGUCACUUAUUCAGGAUUAAUUUACACGACGACUCAGACAGAGACCAUUUUAAGAUGAUCACCAAGAAAGGGCAUCGAUUGCUCCCUGCCCUCAGCUCACCCCUGCAGGCUUUCUCUGCCAGAGGAUAAUUGUUGAACUGUGGGCCAGUGGAGCUUGUGAGCAGACUGUCGGCAGCCUCUGUCUUAGUGAAGAGAAAAGGCUGGUCCAUCCACAGACUGAAGCCCAGAGCAGACGCUCGCAUCACGUUGCCUUUGUGACUGAGCCGAUUCCAGACAGACUUCGUUCUUGAGACUCCAGCGGGGAAUUAUGUUGGCACCUGACGUCAUUGCUGAACUCAAGACUGCUGGAAUUAAAGCUCUCAGUGGGAUAGCUCUCUCUGCAAUGUGUGCAUAGUGAGGAAACGGGAGCUGUUCUUAGGGACGUGUGUGUGUGUAAGCUGGGCGGUCUCCUGUGUGUCACUUCCACAGCAAUAACCAUCUGCUACAUUAGAAAUCCUGUUAGUGUUGAACUGUGCAGUCAUUUUGUACAUAAUGUUUUUGGAGUGUUUCAGAUGUAGCAUGAACUUCAAAAAAAUAAAAAUAUGAGGUCAUGUAA